Molecule: messenger RNA, 2340 nt
Organism: Carlito syrichta (Philippine tarsier)
Lineage: Eukaryota; Metazoa; Chordata; Mammalia; Primates; Tarsiidae
Gene: RHOBTB3
Product: Rho related BTB domain containing 3
Exons: 12
Coding region: 206-2041 (611 amino acids)
Biological process (GO): regulation of proteolysis; proteasome-mediated ubiquitin-dependent protein catabolic process
Cellular component (GO): cytoplasm
Molecular function (GO): GTPase activity; GTP binding; ubiquitin protein ligase binding
Source: RefSeq, a predicted model, not a curated record
CGCCCCCCGGCUCGCCCCCCGCCCCCCGGCUCGCUCGCCGGCCCCCGCGUCUCCGCCCUGCGUCCGCCGCGCGGCGGUGGAGGCGCGCGAGGGGGACGCGGCCGGGGAUGAGCGGCUUGCGGGUCAACACGCCGCCCGGGGACCCCAAGAGGCCGUGAGCAGCUGCUUUUUUCUCCGUCGCCGCCCUGCCCUUCGAUUUGAGAUCAUGUCCAUCCACAUCGUGGCGCUGGGGAACGAGGGGGACGCGUUCCACCAGGACAAUCGGCCGUCGGGGCUCAUCCGCACGUACCUGGGGAGGAGCCCUCUGGUCUCGGGGGACGAGAGCAGCUUGUUGCUGAACGCCACCAGCGCGGUCGCGCGCCCCGUGUUCACCGAGUACCAGGCCAGCGCGUUUGGGAACGUCAAGCUGGUGGUCCACGACUGUCCCGUCUGGGACAUUUUUGACAGUGAUUGGUACACCUCUCGGAACCUAAUUGGGAGCGCCGACAUCAUUGUGAUCAAAUACAAUGUAAAUGACAAGUUUUCAUUCCAUGAAGUAAAGGACAAUUAUAUUCCAGUGAUAAAAAGAGCAUUAAAUUCAGUUCCAGUAAUAAUAGCUGCUGUUGGUACUAGACAAAAUGAAGAAUUACCUUGUACGUGCCCACUAUGUACCUCAGACAGAGGGAGCUGUGUUAGCACAACAGAAGGGAUCCAACUCGCUAAAGAACUAGGAGCGACCUAUCUAGAACUCCACAGUCUUGAUGACUUCUACAUAGGAAAAUAUUUUGGAGGAGUGUUGGAGUAUUUUAUGAUUCAAGCCUUAAAUCAGAAAACAAGUGAAAAAAUGAAGAAAAGAAAAAUGAGCAGCUCGUUUCAUGGACUUAGACCACCUCAACUUGAGCAACCAGAAAAAAUGCCUGUCUUAAAGGCUGAAGCGUCACAUUAUAACUCUGACUUAAAUAACUUGCUGUUCUGCUGCCAGUGUGUGGACGUGGUGUUUUACAAUCCGGAUUUAAAGGAGGUGAUAGAGGCCCACAAGAUCGUUCUCUGUGCUGUAAGCCAUGUUUUCAUGCUGCUUUUCAAUGUGAAGAGUCCUACCGACAUCCAGGAUUCCAGUAUCGUCCGAACUACCCAGGAUCUCUUUGCCAUAAACAGAGAUCCCAUGUUUCCAGGUGCUGGCCAGGAGUCUCCAGGCAACCCACCGUUGCGAGUCAUUGUCAAAGAUGCCCUCUUCUGUUCUUGUUUAUCAGACAUCCUCCGCUUCAUUUACUCAGGUGCUUUUCAGUGGGAAGAAUUGGAAGAAGAUAUCAGGAAGAAGUUGAAAGAUUCUGGGGAUGUUUCAAAUGUAAUAGAGAAGGUUAAAUGCAUUUUAAAAACACCAGGAAAGAUUAAUUGCCUAAGGAAUUGCAAAACCUAUCAAGCCAGAAAACCUUUGUGGUUUUACAACACUUCCCUCAAGUUCUUCCUUAAUAAACCAAUGCUUGCGGAUGUUGUCUUUGAAAUACAAGGUACGACGGUGCCAGCUCACAGAGCCAUCCUAGUGGCCCGUUGUGAAGUGAUGGCAGCCAUGUUUAAUGGUAACUACAUGGAAGCCAAGAGUGUCCUGAUUCCAGUGUACGGAGUUUCCAAAGAGACUUUCUUGUCAUUUCUGGAAUACCUCUACACAGACUCCUGUUGCCCAGCUGGCAUUUUCCAGGCCAUGUGUCUCCUGAUCUGUGCUGAGAUGUACCAAGUUUCCAGAUUGCAGCACAUCUGCGAGCUGUUCAUCAUCACCCAGCUACAGAGCAUGCCGAGCCGGGAGCUGGCAUCCAUGAACCUCGACAUCGUUGACCUGCUCAAGAAGGCCAAGUUUCACCACUCCGAUUGCCUUUCAACCUGGCUCCUUCAUUUCAUUGCCACUAACUACCUCAUCUUCAGUCAAAAGCCUGAAUUUCAGGAUCUUUCAGUGGAAGAACGCAGCUUUGUUGAAAAGCACAGAUGGCCUUCGAAUAUGUACUUGAAGCAACUUGCGGAAUACAGGAAGUAUAUUCACUCCCGGAAGUGUCGUUGCUUAAUAAUGUAACUUGGAGCUUUUAUAUACAUGUUUUUUAUUAUGAAAAAUGGGAUACCUCUGGGUUCCAGUAAAAUUCUUAUGACCUAAACCAAUAUGGGCGUUAAAAAAAUUGCCAUACAGCUUAAUAUGUUUAUUAGUUCCCUUUGAAAAAGCUACUAUUGUGGUCUUGAAAGGGAAUAAGACAUACCAUAGACUAAAACUAAGGCUUCACCCUAGAAUCUAAAGCUGUCGUACAGCUGUGUGUUCCUUGUAAGAUGUCCUGUUGCUUUAGUGAUAUUAAGACCCCCUCCCAAUUAGAUGCUUAAAUU